This is a messenger RNA of Patella vulgata (common limpet), 3923 nucleotides long. Its product is annotated as leucine-rich repeat and death domain-containing protein 1. Bases 150 to 2381 code for a protein of 743 amino acids. Lineage: Eukaryota; Metazoa; Mollusca; Gastropoda; Patellidae. Gene Ontology annotation, biological process: signal transduction. The transcript is spliced from 3 exons. The record is from RefSeq and is a predicted model, not a curated record. Gene Ontology annotation, molecular function: protein binding.
GGUUGAGUUCCUGACAACCGAGAGAGACAAGAAUACUGAUAUUCGCCCGGUGUGUAUAACGAACCUAUAUGUGGUUUAUAGCAUUUAUACACUGUUUCGGGAUAAUAUUAGACAAGCUCACAGAAGGUAACCUGUAGAAAUCAUUAAAAAUGGAAGCCGAUGACGUUGGUGAGGAAGAAGUAACACUUGGCGAAAACGAAGUGGUUAUUGAGGAAAUGAUGUACCCACAAGGAUCGAGAGUGGUACUCGAUCUAAAUGAUUUAAAACUACCCCGAAUCCCUUCUACAGUUUUCCAGUCUGAUAAAUUUUCUUGCUUAUUUUUGUCGAAUAACAACCUUGAAGAACUUCCAGAAUGUAUUGGUGACCUAGAGAAUUUAGAGGCCCUGGUCAUUUCCAACAAUAAAUUAACGUCGUUAGUUAGUCCAAUUUACUUCUUACCACAUCUUCAGAUUCUGGAUAUUUCCAACAAUGAUAUCGAUGAAAUAACGACUGAGAUAUCCAGUCUGAAAUCUCUGACACAGUUUAUUGCUAACGGAAAUAAAUUGACACAGAUACCGGCCACUUUAGGUCAAAUGACACAACUUAGGGUCCUUGGCUUUAAUGAAAAUCGACUUAAAAACACACCCAACUCUUUCAGUGAACUGACAAAUCUUCAGAUUUUGGGUCUAGAACGAAAUGAACUCGAAUGUCUUAACCCAGUUAUUUGUAAAUUGGAGAGUUUACGGAGACUUGGUCUCUCUGGUAACCACUUGGCGAACCUACCGCGAGACAUUGAGAACUUGACAAAUUUAGAACAGCUUCUUUUAGACGAUAAUGAGUUCGAGUUCAUUCCGAUUCAAAUCUUUUGGAUGGAAGAGCUCAGGGAAUUGGCUUUUUCUGGAAACAACUUGCAAGAAAUUCACCCAGAAAUAGGAAAAUUAAGCAAACUGAAAGUGCUUGGAAUGAACAACAAUAAACUUCAAAAGAUACCAGCCGAGUUGUGUCAGCUAAAACAACUUGAAGUUAUUGGAUUUGAGAACAACGAACUUACAUCUUUGCCUAUAGAUAUAGCAGAAUUAUUCCAGCUUCGACACGUUUAUUUUGGUUCCAACCAAAUUGAAGAGAUAGCAGAGGGAAUCUCUUGGUGUUCAAACAUAGAAAUUCUGAGCUUGGGAAAUAAUCAACUCUCAAAACUACCCCUAGAAUUCGGAAACCUAAAAAAACUUCAAACUUUAACGUUAUCUAACAACAACUACGAGUAUCUGCCCGUGGCUAUGGGAACUGCAAGGGAAAUUGAAGAAUUGGCUUUGGAAGGAAAUCAGCUUCGAGAUUUGCCAGACGAAAUAGCGAACCUUCAGAAACUUCGUCAUAUUAAUCUUUCCAAGAACAAUUUUCGCGACUUCCCAUCUGUUCUUUGCAAGUUGCCUUCUUUAGAAAUACUAGAAUUUGGCGAUAAUAAUAUAUCAGCUGUUCCUGUGGAAAUUUCGAACUUAGAAAAUUUGAAAUUUUUGGACUUGCACCAAAACAACAUUGGUGUGUUUUUGCCAGAAAUGUGCGGUCUCGUUCAAUUAAAAUGCGUGGAUCUAUCAGCAAAUGUUCUAGAGGACAUUCCCGAAGAUGUAUCACAACUUAGUGCUCUAAACGAACUAAAUCUAUCCAACAACAGCUUCCCACAAUUUCCGAAGUCAGUGUUUGCCAUCCCAAAUUUACAGAAAUUGAAUUUUGAUCAGGAAGAGGGUAAUAGGGUGUCUUCUUUACCGGACGAAGUGGAAUUUUCUAAAAUUAACCAUCUUAUUGUGUCCCAUAAUGCCUUACGGCUUUUACCGCGUUCAAUCAAUGGUAUGUCUGAUAUCCGGUCUUUGAUACUGGAUCACAACGAACUUUAUGAAAUCCCAGAAACUCUUUGUGAAAUGAAACAAAUUGAAAUACUCCAUCUUAACGAUAACCGUUUGGCUUGCUUACCGGAAAAUUUUGAUCAUAUGACCGGAUUGAGAGAUCUUCGACUUCAUAAUAACCCUCUUAAAAUUCCACCAAUGGAAGUAUGUGUAAGUGGAGUUCUGCAACCAAUAGGACGAUUCAUAAGAAGAGCUGUAGAAAGAGAGGAAUUACUUCUAACACGAAUGUUUGUUGAGAUGAAAACUGGCUUGAAUAAAAAUGAGCUCAGAUAUCUGGUGAAAAAAUUCAGAUUUCCCGAGGAGAAAAUUAUGGAAAUUGAGCAGAUGUAUAGUGGAAAGGAAAAUCUACCGGAAAGGAUCUAUGCCGCGAUGACGUUUUGGAAGGAGUGUAAAGGAGCCGAGGCUACCAUUGACGAACUGAUACGAGUUUUGCACAUCGUGGGUUAUGAUUCAUUAUCACAAAAACUGUUAGCCAUGAAAAUUUAUUCUCAGCGGCUAAGAUUCUAAACUGGAGGAUAUCCCAAGUUUUCAUAUAAGAAAACCGGUGUAAUUUUAUUUUCUUCAUUUAUGAACUUCUUGAAUUAUAGGGUUUUAAAAUUUUAAAGGGCUAGAUGAAACAAUCUUGGCAACAGCCCACAUUACCCAUUUCUUGUCCAGUGACCAAGAGUCAGUGUUACAAGUUAUUGUCAUUGGCCAUAGUGGGUCAAAAAUAGCCCAUAAAUAUAUGUUAUAAUCCGGUCUUAUAUCCAUACGAUUUUGGAGUUAAAAUGUUAAUUUGAAUCAUCAUUUAUUCGUGGAUUUGGUAGGCAUAUAUUGCCUAAUAUAUCAGUCGAUUUCGAACACGAAUGCAAAUUGUCAUUUAGUUUGAGAACAUACUAGCGUAAACUAGUGCCGCUGUCCGGGCAAACUUUCCUCCAUACGCCAAACACUUUGUCUGAGGGACAUUUUGCUCGGAAAGCGGCGCCACGGCCUUCUCAUAUUUCGAAUUCCAACUGCCAAGAAUCUUUUUCGUGCACACCAAUGUGUAAACGUGACCUCAGUUAUUGGUCCUAUCCGAACGACUAGACAAUGUCUCUAAAUGUAUUAAAUAUUCCGCGGAUUAUUCUUUUGUGAAAGUCGGGAUCCCGCGGCUCGCAAUCUCGAUAGAAAUACAAUUGGCUAGCACUGGGCAGUUUAUAAAUAUGUCAAGGUGAUAGUCUCUGUAUGUCUUCCGAGGGGUUGGAUAGCCGAAUGGUUAGCACGUGCUCGCUGUAUCAUAAGGCCUGUCAUUGAGUCAACUAGCGUGGUUUCGAAUCCCCGGUUGUAUAUGACAAGGCAUAAGGGUGGCCUGUCCAACCUCAUGGGUUUUCUCCGGGUCCUCCGGUUUCCUCCCACCAAGCGAAUUAUUGAAAUAAAAUCGAACCAUGUGUUGGUCCCGAAAUGACCUAGUUUGUGUCGCGUGGACGUCUCUCUCUCUCUCUCUCUAUAUAUAUAUAUAUAUAUAUAUAUAUGUGUGUGUGUGUGUCUUCCAGCGAGCACCAGGUGUUUUGAGGUUUUAAAUGUAGCCGCUUGUACACUAUUGUAUAGCGUUUGAAAUAACACAUUCAUGUGUUAGAAUUAAAAUCACAUUUCAUUUUAGCUGACAAAUAUGGUAGUUUACUUACAUAUUUAAUUGUUAUAGGGAAAUAAAAAAAAGGAGGAACGAAUUUGGAACUUAGUUCUCUGCAUAUACAGUAAGAAACGCCAGAGAUCUUAGGGAUUGAUUGUAUUCCAUCAUACGGUGCGGGCAAAUAACCUAGGUCGCGUAUAGUACACGUAAUUGGUAAUUCAAAGUAGAACAGGUGAAUUCGUUUCCUGUUAAACGUAAGUAUGUUUUUUAGUUUUUUGUUAAAAAUAGUUUUAAGAAUAUAAUUAUAUUUGUUUCAGUAUGUUUUUGUCCAAGGCUACCAAAACUUUACGUUUUCAUUUGCAUAGUGCUAAAAAUAUUAUUGACCUGAUUAUAUGCCAAAUGAUGUUUUUAUAAAAUUGUAUUGUAUUAACGUUAUAAUUAUUAAAUGUUGAUUAAUAUCC